ACUGCACGGCAGAUUAUACCGUCCUUAUGGUUCUUUUCUAGUAGAUAUUUCCAGCGGGCAAAUGUCCUUUCCUCCCGUUUCACUUUUCUCGCUUUCUCUUCCACGCUUACCACGCUGCAAACGAGAUGGGGAUCUGCUCCUCUUGCCUGGGUGGGCGCCGUCGUGAUUCGUACGAUGAGGACGACGUUUCCCGCCUGCUCUUCGAUGACCCGAACAAUCUCCAAUACGGGAGCUUCGGCGACCACAACAUGAGUUCACAAGCCGACCCCCUCGAGUCGCAGCGCGAAGUCGAAGCGCUGCAGAGAGUAGUUGCGCGGACAUCCAAUAACCUCGUCGAUGUCUUCGAAAUCACGCCUCAGGAGUCGCAGAGGGCCCAGCCGGCUCCCUUCUCGAGCCAAGACGUGCGCCUGGUUCGGUAUCAGAAUAUCUUAUCGAAACUGUCCGCCAACGGGGAGGACGCCGGCUUAGAGGACGGCCAAGGCACUGCCGAGUGGCUUUUGAGCGAGGACGAUGCUUUCGAACUGCCAGGGAAACCCCCCAGCAUCAGGGACGAGGCGGGUGGUCCGCUCGUGGGGACGUUCGCGGACGCGACAACGGCCGCCGCCGCAUAAUAGGGCGGACGAUGCCCUGGAAUAUAUAGAUGGCGCCGACCAAGGUUGCCGGGCGGGCGUCGCUCAGCUCCGCCGGCCGACGGGUGCGAAUGGUGGUGGUGGUCGUCGGCCAGGCAGCCGAGCCGACCUGGUGAUGAUUUUUUUUUCAACUGCCUUGCCAAGGGCUACGGCGGGUCUUGUCAUAGCCCACUCCUCGGACCGCGCGCCGGAGGCGAGAAUCCAUGUGUUAAGCUAAGUCGACCAAGACGGCACCCCUCUGUCCGCUCGCCUGCGUCUCGCUAGCUGCGAUACAGCCAAUCAAGCGGGAGCGCCCGGGGUCUCGAGACGAGCAGGCCCAUUGAGUAGCAGACACGUGCC
Durotheca rogersii is the source of this 968-nucleotide messenger RNA. RefSeq names its product late endosomal/lysosomal adaptor and MAPK and MTOR activator-domain-containing protein. The record is from RefSeq and is a predicted model, not a curated record. Gene Ontology annotation, biological process: endosomal transport; cellular response to amino acid stimulus; regulation of receptor recycling. The transcript is spliced from 3 exons. The coding region runs from base 126 to 611 and encodes 161 amino acids. Gene Ontology annotation, cellular component: Ragulator complex; membrane raft; late endosome membrane. NCBI's taxonomy places the organism in Eukaryota, Fungi, Ascomycota, Sordariomycetes, Xylariales, Xylariaceae.